Myotis davidii is the source of this 3551-nucleotide messenger RNA. It is a transcript of the gene TRPC6, whose product is annotated as transient receptor potential cation channel subfamily C member 6. Gene Ontology annotation, biological process: calcium ion transmembrane transport; regulation of cytosolic calcium ion concentration; manganese ion transport. Gene Ontology annotation, molecular function: inositol 1,4,5 trisphosphate binding; protein binding; store-operated calcium channel activity. NCBI's taxonomy places the organism in Eukaryota, Metazoa, Chordata, Mammalia, Chiroptera, Vespertilionidae. Bases 1 to 2445 code for a protein of 814 amino acids. The transcript is spliced from 12 exons. The record is from RefSeq and is a predicted model, not a curated record. Gene Ontology annotation, cellular component: cation channel complex; membrane.
AUGCACAAGACAUUUUUCAGUCAUACUCUUGCUGGCUCCCAACUGCAAGUGACCAACAGUUCAGGCUACUUGGCUUACGAAGUAGUAGGCAGUGGUGUGAUCCGAGGCACCGACAACAGACUGGUCCACCGGCGGCAGACAAUUCUCCGUGAGAAGGGGAGAAGGUUAGCUAACCGAGGCCCAGCAUACAUGUUUAGUGAUCGCUCAACAAGCCUAUCCGUGGAGGAGGAACGCUUUUUAGAUGCAGCUGAGUAUGGCAACAUCCCAGUGGUGAGAAAGAUGUUGGAAGAAUGCCCCUCACUCAAUGUGAACUGUGUGGAUUACAUGGGCCAGAACGCCCUGCAGUUGGCAGUGGCCAACGAGCACCUGGAAAUUACAGAACUUCUCCUCAAGAAAGAAAACCUCUCUCGUGUCGGGGACGCCUUGCUUCUAGCUAUCAGCAAAGGUUAUGUUCGGAUCGUGGAAGCCAUUCUCAGCCAUCCAGCUUUUGCUGAAGGAAAGAGGUUAGCAACCAGCCCCAGCCAGUCUGAGCUCCAGCAAGAUGACUUUUACGCCUACGAUGAGGAUGGGACCCGCUUCUCCCAUGACGUGACUCCAGUCAUUCUGGCCGCCCACUGCCAGGAAUAUGAAAUCGUGCACACCCUCCUGCGGAAGGGUGCUCGGAUUGAACGGCCUCACGAUUAUUUCUGCAAGUGCAGCGAAUGCAACCAGAAACAGAAACAUGACUCCUUUAGCCACUCCAGAUCUAGGAUUAACGCCUACAAAGGCCUGGCAAGCCCAGCUUACCUGUCUUUGUCUAGCGAAGAUCCGGUCAUGACAGCUUUAGAGCUUAGCAAUGAGCUGGCAGUGCUGGCCAACAUUGAGAAAGAGUUCAAGAAUGACUACAAAAAGCUGUCGAUGCAGUGCAAAGAUUUUGUGGUUGGACUCCUUGACCUGUGCAGAAACACCGAAGAAGUGGAGGCCAUUCUGAACGGGGAUGUUGAAAUACACCACAGUGGCAGAGACCACAGUCGUCCAAACCUCAGCCGUUUAAAACUUGCCAUUAAAUAUGAAGUGAAAAAAUUUGUAGCCCAUCCAAAUUGUCAGCAGCAGCUCCUCUCCAUAUGGUAUGAGAACCUGUCCGGCUUGAGGCAGCAGACGAUGGCGGUCAAGUUCCUGGUGGUCCUUGCUGUUGCCGUGGGACUGCCCUUCCUGGCUCUCAUUUAUUGGUUUGCUCCGUGCAGCAAGAUGGGGAAGAUCAUGCGUGGACCAUUCAUGAAGUUCGUAGCACACGCAGCCUCCUUCACCAUUUUUCUGGGUCUGCUAGUCAUGAAUGCAGCUGACAGAUUUGAAGGCACCAAACUCCUUCCUAAUGAAACCAGCACAGAUAAUGCAAAACAGCUGUUCAGAAUGAAAACAUCCUGCUUCUCAUGGAUGGAGUUGCUCAUCAUAUCCUGGGUAAUAGGCAUGAUAUGGGCUGAAUGUAAAGAAAUUUGGACUCAAGGCCCCAAGGAAUAUUUGUUUGAGUUGUGGAAUAUGCUUGACUUUGGUAUGUUAGCGAUCUUUGCAGCAUCAUUCAUUGCAAGAUUCAUGGCAUUUUGGCACGCUUCCAAAGCUCAGAGCAUCAUUGAUGCAAAUGAUACUUUGAAAGACUUAACAAAAGUCACAUUGGGAGACAAUGUGAAAUACUACAAUUUGGUCGAGGAGAGUUUUAAGACACUGUUCUGGGCUAUAUUUGGACUUUCUGAAGUGAAAUCAGUAGUCAUCAACUAUAAUCACAAGUUCAUUGAAAACAUCGGUUAUGUUCUUUAUGGCGUCUAUAACGUUACAAUGGUCAUUGUUUUGCUAAACAUGUUAAUUGCAAUGAUCAACAGUUCAUUCCAGGAGAUUGAGGAUGAUGCUGAUGUGGAAUGGAAGUUUGCGAGGGCCAAACUUUGGUUUUCCUACUUUGAGGAGGGCAGAACUCUUCCUGUUCCCUUCAACCUGGUGCCGAGUCCGAAGUCCCUGUUUUAUCUCUUACUGAAGCUCAAGAAAUGGAUUUCUGAGCUGUUCCCAUGUCACAAAAAGGGUUUCCAGGAGGAUACUGAGAUGAACAAGAGAAAUGAAGAAAAGAAAUUUGAGAUUUUGGGGAGUCAUGAAGACCUUUCAAAAUUAUCACUUGACAGAAAACAGCUUGGUAUAAGAGGCUCAGAAGAUUUCCAGUUAAAUAGUUUCAAUAACCCUCCAAGGCAGUAUCAGAAAAUCAUGAAGAGGCUCAUUAAAAGAUAUGUUCUGAAAGCCCAGAUCGAUAAGGAAAGUGAUGAAGUGAAUGAAGGGGAACUGAAGGAAAUUAAACAGGAUAUCUCAAGUCUCCGCUAUGAACUCCUGGAAGAAAAAACUCAGAAUUCAGAAGAUCUAGCAGAACUUAUUAGAAAACUUGGGGAGAAAUUACCAUUGGAACCAAAGCAAGAGGAAAGCAAGAGAUAAUGCAAAGACUCCCCUAAAAUCCAUAUUUAUUUGUCCACUUGAGAACAUAUUAUUUUCUGAUUUAUUUUUUUAAGUGACAAUGUGACCACCUUUUAAACAAGAAAAUGUUCAAAGAUAACUUGGGUCAUGCUAUCACCUAGGACUCAAACAUUUAAUAUUUUUCAUGGGUAAAUGUCAUCAUUCAGGCUAAAUAGUGCAGAUGACGAUGGAAAGUCUGCCGGUCGUUUGGUGCUUGUUUUACGAACUGCUUUCUGGGUGUAACUUGUGACGGUGUGAUUGCUGCGGAGUAUCUGCCCGGGAAUCACUGCAGCUGGCAGGGGCAUUUCCCCUGAUGGAGAUUUCAGGCACCUCCUUGCCUGCUCUGCGGAUCCCCUGUAACCUAAAGAAAAAACCAUCUGUGACCAUUUAGAGAAUGCUGUUUAACCGCCUGUCCUGCUUAGCCCCCACAGAAGAUGAUUGAUAAUGUCUGUGCAAAAUGGGGUUAAAUCUUUCCUAAACCUUUUGAUUCAUCUCUUUGAAAUAUUAUAUUUACCAUGAAAAAGUACUUUCUCCACUGAACCCUGGAAACGUGCCUCAGGUGUGUACGUGUGUGUGUGCACACGUGCGUGUCAGGUGCGUGCGUGCGUGUGCGUGUGUGUGUGUGUGUGUGUGUGUGUGUAGCGAAUGCUCACUCUAUUUUCUUUUGCAGUCUAUAUAAACCCUCAAAAGCUCUUUACAGUAUAAUUUUUUUGUUGUGACUAAACAAUUGUGGUCAUUCAGUCCAGUUAUAGCACAAUUUGGGGCCAUUUCUGAGGGCCUUUGCAGGUGAAUUCCCAGAUUCGGCAUCAAAUAUAAAGGGGAAAAAAGUGCUGAAGGAACUUGCAAAUGCUUAUCUCUUAUGGUCGUUAUGUUCUACCCUUCUCCCAAAAUAUAUGAAACAGAAGUUUACAUUCGUGUGCAUUCACCAGGAGGUAUGACUGACGGGUGAUGUGAGGCAGCAGCUCAAACAAGGAAAAGAGAAAUGAAGGGUCAUCCGUUCAACUUCCCAAAGGCUGUCAACAUUUAGAUCAGUGGUUCUCAACCUUCCUAAUGCCACGACCCUUUAAUACAGUUCCUCAUGUUGUGGU